CGCCAUGGCCGGCUGCUGCUGCCUGUCCGCGGAGGAGAAGGAGUCGCAGCGCAUCAGCGCCGAAAUCGAGCGGCAGCUUCGCCGGGACAAGAAGGACGCGCGCCGCGAGUUCAAGCUGCUGCUGUUGGGAACUGGUGAAAGUGGCAAAAGCACCUUUAUCAAGCAAAUGAGAAUCAUCCAUGGGUCUGGCUACAGCGAUGAAGACAGGAAGGGGUUCACGAAGUUAGUUUACCAAAACAUAUUCACCGCCAUGCAAUCCAUGAUCAGAGCCAUGGACACCCUGAGGAUACAGUACGUGUGUGAGCAGAAUAAGGAAAAUGCCCAGCUCAUCCGAGAAGUGGAAGUGGACAAGGUCUGUGCGCUCUCCAGGGACCAGGUGGAGGCCAUCAAGCAGCUGUGGCAGGACCCGGGAAUCCAGGAGUGUUACGACAGGAGGAGGGAGUAUCAGCUCUCGGACUCUGCCAGAUAUUACCUGACCGACAUUGACCGGAUCGCAAUGCCGUCCUUCGUGCCAACCCAGCAGGACGUGCUUCGUGUUCGCGUGCCCACAACCGGCAUCAUUGAGUAUCCGUUUGACUUGGAGAACAUCAUCUUUCGGAUGGUAGACGUGGGUGGCCAGCGAUCUGAGAGACGGAAAUGGAUUCAUUGCUUUGAGAGCGUCACCUCCAUUAUCUUUUUGGUUGCUCUGAGUGAAUACGACCAGGUCCUGGCCGAGUGUGACAACGAGAACCGCAUGGAAGAGAGCAAAGCCUUAUUUAAAACCAUUAUUACCUACCCCUGGUUUCUGAACUCAUCCGUGAUUUUGUUCUUAAAUAAGAAGGAUCUUUUGGAAGAGAAAAUCAUGUACUCUCAUCUAAUUAGCUACUUCCCAGAAUACACAGGACCAAAGCAGGAUGUCAAAGCUGCCAGAGACUUUAUCCUGAAGCUUUACCAAGAUCAGAAUCCUGACAAAGAGAAAGUCAUCUAUUCUCACUUCACGUGUGCUACAGACACGGAGAAUAUCCGCUUUGUGUUCGCUGCCGUGAAAGACACGAUUCUCCAGCUCAACCUGAGGGAGUUCAACCUGGUUUGAAAGCUGCUGUGCACUUCUCACCCAUUCCAGAAGACAGGAUUUGCAAGCUCCUCACAUAUUUGCAAGUGCUUGUGACGUCACCCACCCCUGGCAGCACGGAGCCCGUCAUGCAGGCCGCGGGGCCAGGUGUCGGACCUUACGAGAUAUCUGAGUGUGGCACCCUUUUUCAAAGUCUUGAUUCCCAAAUUGUUUUUAUAUUUCUUUGCUUGAGUUUUGGCUCUAAGAUUUUGUGUAAGUUUUGAAUUUGAUAUUUUAUAGAAUUUUUAAAAGCCACUGUGAUUUAUGUUUUUUUAAGUGUGUUUAAUAGGCAUUAACACAUCAUGUAACAGAGGCAUCUGUUAGUUUAUAGAUCAUACCUUGAGACCUCUAGGAUGAGUUUGGGUGAUAUUUUCAAAAAAGAAGAUUAAGGGGUUUGAAGCUUUUUAUUAAAUCUUGUAAUUUAGAGAUUUUAGAUUUUCUCUCUCCAUGCUGAAGUAUGCAUUUAACAUGCCAUCAAAGAUUUUUUUGGUUUUGUUUUUUUGUGUUAAAUAUUUUUAAGCCAAACUGAUGACUAUAUUAAUAUAUCUUAGUUUUCCCAUAAUUUGAUCACCAUGCAGCCAAAGUUCACAUAAGCGGGCUCGAGAUAGCAUACGUGCUGUAAUGGUAAAAAAUGUGUGUGUGUUUUAUGUGUGUAUAUAUAUACACGACCAAGUCUUGUCAACUUACGAAAUGGCUAAAAGCCUAAACUGUUUAACCAGCGUAAUGCAACCCCUGCCCAAGUUCUGAUGGCCACCACAGUUUUGCUGUUUGAACCGUGUAUGCUGUGCCUUUCUGAGGAGGCUAAGAAUAUACCAUUCUGCCAUUAGCAUUGAA
Felis catus (domestic cat) is the source of this 1924-nucleotide messenger RNA. It is a transcript of the gene GNA14, whose product is annotated as G protein subunit alpha 14. Gene Ontology annotation, cellular component: heterotrimeric G-protein complex. The coding region runs from base 5 to 1072 and encodes 355 amino acids. The transcript has 7 exons. Gene Ontology annotation, molecular function: G protein-coupled receptor binding; G-protein beta/gamma-subunit complex binding; GTPase activity. The record is from RefSeq and is a predicted model, not a curated record. Gene Ontology annotation, biological process: adenylate cyclase-modulating G protein-coupled receptor signaling pathway; action potential; phospholipase C-activating dopamine receptor signaling pathway. Lineage: Eukaryota; Metazoa; Chordata; Mammalia; Carnivora; Felidae.